This is a messenger RNA of Teleopsis dalmanni, 1795 nucleotides long. RefSeq names its product chaoptin-like. The transcript has 7 exons. Bases 137 to 1600 code for a protein of 487 amino acids. Gene Ontology annotation, molecular function: protein binding. NCBI's taxonomy places the organism in Eukaryota, Metazoa, Arthropoda, Insecta, Diptera, Diopsidae. The record is from RefSeq and is a predicted model, not a curated record.
GUUAGUUUACCUGUCACACAAUUAUUUAACCGAUAUACCACAAGAUAUUUUUAAGCCCGUACAAGGAUUACGUGUAAUCGACUUAUCCCAUAAUCACUUACGUGGUCUACCUGAUAAUUUAUUCUAUAAUGGUGGCAUGGAAAAAAUGGACGUUUCGCAUAAUAUGCUGUUGAAGAUACCAUCAUCAUCUCUAUCCAGUUUGGCAGCGCUUACCUUAUGUGAAUUGCAUUUAUCAAACAAUUUCAUCUCAACUAUACACAGCAUGGAUUUAUCUAAUAAGUUCAGAUCCCUACGCUAUUUGGAUAUAUCCUACAACUAUUUGUUACGUAUUGAUGAUGCCGUUUUUGCUACCAUGCCCAAAUUAGCAGUGCUCGAUCUUUCACAUAAUCGAGAUCUUAAAGUAAUGGAUAAAUCUUUUAUGGGCUUAGAAAAUUCUUUGAUAAAAUUAGGUUUGGAAAAUGUUUCAUUAAGUACAGUACCUGAAAUACGUUUAAAAUAUUUGCGUGAAUUCCGGUUGGGAUAUAAUGAACUUCCUUCGAUACCACAAGAACUUGCACAUAAUAUGAGUAACUUACGUAUGUUGGAUCUAUCGAAUAACGAUUUAACAAAUGUGCCACUUAUGACGCAAUCACUACCACAUUUAAGAAAAUUGAUGCUCUCCGGUAAUCCCAUAACAUCACUUAACAAUAAUAGUUUUGAUGGUGUAAAUGAAGAUUUAGAAAUGUUGGAUAUAUCUAAUUUCCGUCUACAUUACUUUGAAUAUGGAUGUCUUGAUUCGUUGCCACAUUUACGUUCACUUAAAUUAACCGCAUAUUCACACUUGGAGCACUUUAAUAUACCACAACUAUUGCGUCAUCAUUACAACAUAAGACAGUUAUGGAUCGAAGCACCACAACCAUUCACACGAAUUAUCAAGAAGGGCUCUGGAAACACACAAGAAAUGCAAAGCGUACAAAUGGGCAUGCCUACCGAUUUAACCAGAGAAAUGGAAGGUCACUUGCCAUCAAAGUUAACUAAUAUCACAUUUAGUGGACCACAAUUCAGUAGUCUCAAUGAACGUAUAUUGAAGGGCAUGCGUUCACCAUAUUUAUAUAUGCAAUUAUUUAAUACAUCCUUGCAAGCUUUGCCUAAUAAUUUCUUCAAGAAUUUGGGACGUGUGCGUAAUAUUUCAUUGGAUAUCCGUUAUAAUAAUCGUAUGCUGAAGAAAAUACCAAAUCCCAAUACUGGACGUGUACCAUAUUUACCAAAUAGUGUUUUCCUAACAGAUCUGAAAAUGUCAAAUACCGAUUUAAAUUGUGAUUGUGACUUAGGUUGGGUCGAAUUCUGGCAGCGUAAACGUCGUCAAUACAUAUGCUCAUCUCAAACUUGGACCGAUACUGUAUUUAGAACAUUUAUGAAUUCACCAUGCCAGGUUUAUGGGCGUCAUAAUUGUGAUGAUCAUGAUGAUGACUUACGUGAAACACGUUGUGAUAAUAAAGGUGGUUUACAAUUAUUGGAGGCUCUGAAAGCUGAUUUAGAAUGCGGAUGGGAUAACGCAAGCUGCAAGGACUCCGUUCUUGUCUUAAUAGCUGCUUGUAUUAUAUUAAUAUUUUGGAUGUGACUGUUACGGUUUGCCUACAAAACAUCUGCCAAAUUCUAUGAUAUUUUGGAGAAGGUCUAUGGCGAGACUGUUGUUUGAGUAAAGCGAAACAAAGUAGUUUGCAGAUUUUCAUAUAAUAAGCGUUUAUUACAAAUAACAACAUUAAUUUUUAAGAAAAUUUUCAAUUUAAUAUGAAGUAAAUAAAACGAUCUUUGC